CUCUUGCAGAGCUCCCUGUGAUGUCUGAUGGCAACAGGAGAAUUUACGACACAUUUUAAUUUACAACGUGCAUUUGAACCCCGUGACCGGUGGCCGGAGCGUGUGCCGGGGCAGGCGGGGGGCUCGCUGGGCUGGCAGGAGCCGCUGUCACAGCUUGUGCUUCCUCCCUCCGCCUCGGCGCUCACCGGCUCAGCGAUCACAUGAGCCCCUUGUUCCGAGCCUUUGUCUCUCAUCUCCUACGGCGAGGAGCUGCGUUUUGGGAAGCUUCUGCAACCUCUGCCCGUAGACCACGCAGAGAUGCUCAAAUAGGAUUAUUUGUCCCAUUUACCCUCCUGGGGUGGGUUCGGAAAAGUCUUCUGUGCUUGGCGAUAUGUAUAAACCCCCUGGUUCGUUUGGGGGGGUGGGGAUGAGCUGUAUUAAUUAUUAACUGUAUCAGCACCCAAGGCUGCUCUGGGUGACCAGUAGCUGCAAACCCUCCUGCUCACCCUCGUUGCUGUCAGCUCCCCAAAAAGAAUUUUUCUGGGGUCCUUGUUCACCGCAGGGGCCCGAGCACAGGAGUUUGGUGCCGGCGGGUUCUCAGUGAGACUGAACCUGCAGAAAAACCUUGCAAAAAGCAACACCAGAUUUUCAGUGGCUCUGGGAUUUGGGGUUCCAGGGCAGGUUUUGCACUGGCACAGGGGGUGUCACAUCUCCUGUGGCCACUGUGGGGACAAUGGCAGGUCAGUGGCGCCUGGGCCGGAGCAUCGCGCUCAGGGAUGCAGAACGGAGGGUCCUGGGGAAUGGAGGGAAGUGUUGGGCGCCAUCCCACGGGAGGUGACAGGUGACAGCAAAAUGAUAGAGGUGCCACCAGCUCCCUGAAAACCAGGGCCUGGGCCGAGCAGACUGCGAUGCUGCCGUGCUGCUGCCGUGUCCGAAAACGCACCCACGUUGGUCGGCUUCGCUCCGGCGGGACGCUGCGGGGGGGGAGAUGGGGGCAGGCUGCAGUGAGCUCUGCCUGCAUCCGUCCCGCCUGCCCUCUCCGGACCUGCCCGUUAGCAUCUGCUCCAGAGGCAUUUUCCCAGCUUUUCCAGUGAAAAAAAAACAGCUUAAAAGCUGUCACUGGGGGGUCUCCUGCAACUGGGAAAUGGAGAGGGGCAUCAACCAGCGCAUCCGUGAGGGAGAGGAGGGAGGUGUCAGCAUGAGCUGUAACAUCCGAAUGUGCAGCGGGGUUUGACCCUGGAGCACGGGGAGAUCCCUGCCCUGAGAGCGGACAGACCUACCACAAUGUUGCCGAGGAAAUAAUUUUCUGAUUUCUUGAAAAAAAUUGCCAGUGCUCCAGCUGAGCUCUUGGUGCAGAGGAUGCUCCUUACGUCGGAGACCGUCGGUCCCCAGGGGACUGUCUGCGGGCCCUGGGGACAGGCGGUGACAUGGAGGGUUGAUGCAGAGUUGGCGUUUCCAGCCGGGAAGUGGGGACCUGGGAGAGGUUCCCUACAGACUCAAGGACUCGUGCUACCAGCAAAUGCUCCGGCAGCACCGAAGCUCCGCUGCUUCAGGGAUGGCCACGAAAACGUGGCCGUGCCACACGGACGAUGCACAAGGGGCUGAGCAGGGAGACGUAGCCCUGCCUCGACCCUUCUAACGCUUUCUUCCUCAACAGAAAAUUAGUGAGACCUGUGUUCCCAUCAAAAACCGCAUUCCCCCCUCCUGAUAAAACAAAGCUGCUGGGAACUUUCUGCGUGGCGUUUGCCUCCCCCAGGCUGUGCCGCUUUGGGCAGACCCCAGCAACCCAACCCCUCCAGCCAGGGCUGAAUUCCCCCUCCCAGGCUCCACCAGCCCCUGGCCCUGCCCCAGACCCCCGCUCGGGGGCUGACCCACCCUCCAGCCAGUCCCAGCUACGGGAAAACAACAACAAAAAACCCCAAUGCAACCCCCAAACAAAGCCACAAGCCUGGGGGCAGAUGGAGAAAUAAUCCGGCCUGGAUUUGCCCCCUCCUCUGAUUUCUUGCCUGAUGGGCUGCGAUCCCAGCGCCACCCGUUGCUGCAGUAGCAGCUGCUGAGCUAAAGCCGGGCUCAGAACUAAAGCCGGGCUCAGUGCGACCGGCUGGGAGCCGUGCUGGGGCAGAAAACCUGGGAAAAUGCCUCGAACAGAAACUAACGGGCAGGUCUGGCAAGACCAGGAGGGGUGGGUGGAUGCAGGUGGGCCUUGUUGAACCCAGCUGGGCCCAUCCCUGGGGAGAUUCCACGGGGACGUUUGGGCGUCACGGAGCUCUUGGGCAAAAACUCACCCUCUAACCAGCUGCAGAUGUGCAUGCUGCAGCCACUCCACAGCCCUCUCACGGAUUAUUUUUGUUAUUAUCCUCAUUUUAUUCUUAACUUUGACGUUAAGACGCUACUGAGGAAUCUCCUGAAAUGAGGGACUUCUCAGAUGCUUUUUGCUCUGAGUUGGUGUUUGGCUUUUGCACGUCGCAGCCUCGUGCCGAGGCUCUGUGAGGCCGAGCUGAUUUAAUUUUGGGGACCACCUGAUGCAGCGCACGUGAAGGAACUGUCCCCACGCGCCCAUCGGCAUCGAGCCCUGCUGCCGAUGCUCCCGGUCAUGCAACGGGACCUGCUGCUUCUCCUGGCUGGAAAAUCCUUUGAAACUGCGGGUGGGGGCAGGCGGGGGGAGCAUCUAGAGAGACCCCGGCCCCAGCCAGGAGCGAGAGAGGCUGGAGCCGCUCCUGCAGUCGCUGCUUCCCGGCGCCUUGGCGAGGAGGGGUCCUGUGGGUUUGUGGUGGGGAUUUUUGCCGGUAGAUGCUGUCGGCUGGACCUUGCCACAGAGCAGGAGUCUGGCGAUGUGUGGGAUGGAAGCUGGGAGGGGGGCGGGAACUUUUCGGAGGUUUUGUGGGCCACCCCUGGGGUGGGAGAAGUGGGAAGGGAAGGUUCUGGCUUCAAAAAAACCUGCCUGCUGCUCCCCAUGGGGGGCCACGCACAAACCCCCCAGGGUGAAGGGCUGCCUUUGCAGCGUGUCCCCCCCCACACACACAGGGAUGCUGCAAAGCCCCUCUCAAGGUGGGAUCUCCUGCCCGCUUGGCCCUGGAGGUCCCCGGCUGGGAGGGUGAGUCCCACUGCCACAGGGCACCGAGGAGGAGGAGGAGGAGGAGGAGGAGGAGGAGGAAGCAGUUGCCAUCGCUCCGUGCCGGGGUUUAACGUCUCGCCCUUGCGCUCGGUGUAGCAUCGCCGGGAGAAGCCGCCGUCGGCAGCGCAGACCUCGCCCCGUGCCCACCACUGGCCAGGCCAUGAAGACAGAGAAGGACGAGGCUGUGCCCACCUUCUCCCUGGGGGGUAAAUACACCGGAGAGGGGGCAGGUUGCAGCGAAGCAGCUCUGCCCGGCGGCCCGAUGCUGGUGCCGGGGAGCGGAGGGACCUCAGCCCAGGACCUGCGGCCGCUGAAGCGCAGACCUGUCCCAGGGAAGCACUACCAGUGCUCAAGUUACGGCUGCAAACUGGCCUUCCCCAGCAUGCAGGAGCUGAUGGACCACCUGAAGGUCCACUACAGACCCACGCAGUCCCUCGAGGGCAAAACCUUCCAGUGCCCAACGCUGGGCUGCACAGAGACCUUCCCCAGCAUGCAGGACCUCAUGGCCCACAUGAAGGUGCACUACAAGCCCAACCGCUACUUCAAGUGUGAGAACUGCAUGCUGCGCUUCCGGACACACCGCUCGCUCUUCAAGCACCUGCACGUCUGCUCCGACAGCACCAGCACCCCCGCGCCGCCCCCCAAAGCUGACAAGCCCGUCCUGCCUGCUACCUCUGCCCUGGAGAAGGAGCCCCCGGCCAAGCCACCCGAGGGGCUUCCCAAACUCCCGAGCGUUAUCCGGCCCCUGGAGAAAGAAGCCAUCCUGCCCGGCGCGGACUCUGCCCCGGCGGUCCUGUGGGGGGGCUUCGCCUUCCCACCUCCCCUGCCUGCAGCCCCCCCUCGCUAA
This is a messenger RNA of Athene cunicularia (burrowing owl), 3941 nucleotides long. RefSeq names its product zinc finger protein 414 (gene ZNF414). The coding region runs from base 3255 to 3941 and encodes 228 amino acids. The record is from RefSeq and is a predicted model, not a curated record. The transcript has 6 exons. NCBI's taxonomy places the organism in Eukaryota, Metazoa, Chordata, Aves, Strigiformes, Strigidae.